Molecule: messenger RNA, 6416 nt
Organism: Nasonia vitripennis (jewel wasp)
Lineage: Eukaryota; Metazoa; Arthropoda; Insecta; Hymenoptera; Pteromalidae
Gene: TP53INP
Product: basic-leucine zipper transcription factor A
Exons: 4
Coding region: 146-1042 (298 amino acids)
Biological process (GO): positive regulation of DNA-templated transcription; autophagosome assembly
Cellular component (GO): autophagosome; nucleus
Source: RefSeq, a predicted model, not a curated record
UAAUUCUGACUCAACGUCGCACACAGACUUUCGCUGCAGCUGUUCAGUAUCGAGCGGUCGCCGUCGAGUGAAGCGAUCACUCAACGAGCACGAGAUUCGAAUCAUUACGAGGCUGGUGCGACAGGGAAUAAGCAAGGAGGACGGGAUGUUGAGCAGGCUGGCGAGUUACUUGCUGCGAGGUGCUGCCUCCGGUGCUGAUGACGGAGAGGCGCCUCCGCGCGACGAGGAGGUCGGCGCUGCGCCCGACGGAGUCGCUUCCAUCCCCGUCGAGGCCAGGCUGAGACAAGUCGAGGUCGAAGGCGAUGACUGGAUCCUCAUUGACCGUAACGUUGAGGGAUUCGCGGGUAUGGACGAGUCGUGGUACGUGACACCCCCGGCGUGCUUCACGCAGCCCGGGCCGGUGCACGUGGAGACGUCGCCUCUGGAGGACCUGCUGAUCGAGCACCCGAGCAUGUCGGUGUACCGAGCGGCCGGCUCCUCGAGCCACUCGGACAAGCCCGAGUCGGGCAAGCAACGCGGCAAACGGCGGCCGCCAGUUCCCGAGGCCAAGAAGCCCGUGGACAACGCUCGGCUUCCUCUGGCGAGCCGUAACGCCAACCUCCAGGCUGUGAGCACGACGACGACGACGACAACGCAGGCGACGAGCCUCGUCAGAGCCGAGGGACAGGCCAGCAGCAGGAGCAAAGCCAAGGCCAAUAAUAACAAUAGUAAUAGCAGUAGUAAACAUAAUCGGCCGAGCCAUUAUCAUCAUCAUCACCGUCACCAUCAUCAGAAUCAAGGCGGAGCCGUUGCCGAGCAGGCGCCCAGGAGGUCCAGCAUCAGGGACCUCAGGAACGCCAGGGGCGACGAGAACGUACGGAUCGAGCAGAUCCGGUCUGCGCAGAAGAUGCUGGAGAAGCGCACGUCGCAGACGUCGAAGCGCAACCGCCUCGAGCGUGGCAACAAGGCCCGCGAGGUGUCCAGCGGCAAGGGCCGACGUCCCCGUCGUCAGGACCGGCUGCGGCUCAACAACAGCGGCGCCAACAACAACCGCAAAUGCUAGUCCUCCGAUCUCAGGCCAGGGUGCACGCACUAUAUAGACGUACAUUGCGCAAAAAGGCAUAGCGAGCGAAAUUUUCAUCGGCGAAUCGAGCGAUCAAGCAGGCGUAAGACAAAAGUUUCUUCAGGAUACGGAAAAGAGACAUUUUAAAUCCCUCCCUCCCCCCGUAAUGACCCUCACGUUUCGAGCGCAUACACGCGUGCGGUUUCGAGUGCUCACUGUGGAAAAAAAUCGUCCACGGUGGGCGCAUCGAUUUUUCGAGCGACGUCGGACCGCUCUCGUUUGAAGGUACAGCUUUGUGAAAAAUGUCGUCGGCUGUCUGUUGCCAUGACUAUAUACAGAAUUUUGCGGACGGCGGUGGUGACUCUCGUUUGCGUUAUUUCUAUGUACCUCGCUUGUUCAUUAAAUUUUGAAAGUAUUGCUCAAAGGUAGUAGAGAUCACCGGAUUAAUUGACUCGAGCGAGAGUCGCCAUCGAUGAUCCGAUGUUUACGUGUAACGUUGAAUUUUCAGUUUUUUCUUUCUAGUCUAUAAUAAAGGAUUCUCGUGCAAUUAAGACAAACGUUUAUCCGUUGUAUAUUAGGUAUAAAGUUGUGCAACACACCCUCGAUUUCCUUAUAUCUAUACACAGACACGCUGAAACCGAGAAACGGCUAACAAGAAAAUCAUUCAAAUUUAAUGAUGCUGUAUACCUUUCUCGGAACUUCUUUCACACGUGAUUCGUGAUAUGUACAUUUCGUAAUGUAGCUCGACGCACGUUAAAAAUGCUUUUUGAGGCUAUUUUCGUAUAACAGAAGCGCAAAACUCAAUACCUUCAAACGCGAGCUGCGACUCUCGGUCCGACGUACGGAGUAAAUAAAGGUGAGAAAAUUCACGCAGAAUCGGCAGAGCGAGAAAAAAGAAAAAAAAACAAAAAUUAAGCUGUAGCGAUGUAGAUGCGCGUUUCGAGGGUCGCUCUCCUGCCUUUAACUUUUCAUCGAGGAGGCGGUUCUCGAAAAGCUUAUUACUUUUAUUGCGUACUUCUCUUCUUUUCACUUACUUUCCUUUGUAUACGCGGUAUCGUUCUUGCACGACGAUUUGCACGGUUAUUGUACGACUAUUACACGAUGGAGAGAAAAUAAAAAAAACUUACCUCAUUGCAAGCUCUUUAGGCCACUCGGAAUAAGGUGAAAAAAAACGUAAUAUAUAAAAUAAUAUAUGUAAAGUUCGUCGCCGUUUUUGGAUAUACGCGCGUUGAAAAGAGAUGUUCUUUGUUAUUUUUUCGUGCGCAGAUGUAAAGUAUGCAUAUAUACUUCAAAUCUCCGUUUAUACGACUUACGUACGUACAGUUUAGCUAAGAAUAUUGAAGCGCGAUGAGGCGAUGAAACGAAAAUCUUUUUUCCAAACGGUGCGUGUGCGAGAGAGAGAGAAGGUCAUGCAUAGAUUCAAUGAUUAUUACGAUACAAAAGCGCAGCGCUUAUAAAUCAGCCUCUUUUUUCGUUCGUACGUUUCUUUUUGAUUUCUCGCGACACGAGGGUAAGUUGACGCUCUGAAGGAGAUGCAACGUGAUAGCUCCGAUCUAAAGUCCGUUGAAAUCUUGUCAAACGCGGAAGAGACGAGAGAAUACACGAGCAGAGCCAGAAAAUUGUCAGAUUCGUCGAAAAAAAGCUGUUCCGCCGAUACAAAUUUAAACCUUGAUGAUGUUUACCCGCGCGUCUCCGUCUUUAAAAUACACCGCCGCGAGGCCAAGGCGGGGCUGGUUCAACGCGCGUCUUCCUUUAAUCUGUAUUCCAACCGGGUUAACUAUUACGUUCAUUCCGGCGAAGCGUCGAAAGACAACGUUGUUAACCAGUUUUCUCGUAGUCGAGUUUUUACCGAUACUCCUCCGGUAUCGACGAUGAAUCACGGCUCUCUUGAACUAUAUAUCGUUACACCAAACGUCAUCCGAUCAUCGUCGCGUACAGACAGUCUAAAAACGCAAUAAUUCCGAGCGAGAAACAUCGAUCCAAGGCCGUAGACCUAUGCGUAUAAGCGGAAAGCCGUUUAUAACUUAACGGAGCGACGAAGAAAAUCACGAGAAAAUUAUUACGCCGCGCGACGUCGGCUUCUAUGCCGCAUGCAUAAAAUAUGAAAUUGUUACACGCCUCGAGACACUUGCGCUUCUUUUUAAGAGACACUUUCCAGAGCUGGCGGGAAAUCAAUUUGAGUAGUCAAUUCGCGCGAUAUUAUUCGGUCUAAUCAAUGCUCCAACUUUAUCGCAUGGAAAUACGCGCCUGCGGUAACAAAGAACGAAAUAUAAAUGACCGGCAGAAAGAAAGGAAUGUCAUUAAACUUGCGGAAUAUCCAAACAAAGCGUUUCAUCAAAACACUCGCUGCGCACAUCUGCGUGUGUGUAAAGAAAGCGCGUAAUUCCUUCGCCGAUAAAAAAUAACGAGAUAAGCUGCGUCAGCAGCCAUAGGAAGCCCGAUAAACAAUUACUCUCUAUGCACGCAUGUCCAACGCGUGCUUUCACGUGUGAAUAAACAUUGAUAGAUUUCAUGCGACGAGUGGGGAGUUAGAUAAGACGCGACUUAGUAUCAUCUGUGUUCGAUUUUGUCCUGUUAUCUCUAUUAUGUCUGUGCUUUAUUUUCUAGGCCUUCGUUAAGUGAACUUUUAUCGCUUAUUAUCGCGAAGAGUGAAAUUUUGGGUUUUUACGCUAAAUCUAAUCUUUAACAAUUGACUUGAAUUUUACGUUGUUAAAACCGACACUUGGAGUCGGAUAUUCCGACGGAAAGUAUUCACCUUUCAACGACUCUGAAACAUCGCGAGUACGAUGAUUACAAAAGCAAACAGAAAAACCACUUUCGCGGAGCUUUGCUCGUGUAGUUUUACGAUAAAAAAAAAAUUAAUGAAGCAAACGCGUCGCGCAUAGGCGUCGCUUAGUCUUCGUAAAGUAUAUAACGGUGUGUAGCAGCCCGUAGAUGAGACGUAAAAAAAAUAAAUAAAAAAUGCAUUAUGCAUAUAACCGUAUGUUCGUGCGUAAAAUGUAUAUGUCGGCUUCGCGCAAAGUAUUUUUUGUGUCCCGCUUUCGUCAACUUACCUGACUAUCUAUAUACGCCACAUAUACGCAUGUAAGAUUUAGUGACAACAAACAAACGAAAAAAGAAAAAAAUUUUAAAAGCUCGGAGAAAGAUAACAGAAAAAAAAGGAGAAAAAUAUAAGCAUAUAACGUAAAGAUGGCUCUUGUAUAUUAUUUGCUUUUAAUAAUCUUUUUUGUUUUAAUACUGUCUAAUCUGCUGUAAUUUCCGUACUAAGCUUCGUAUACCUAUGUGCUCAAACUUGCACUUCUUACUUUUCCACUGUGCUGUAAGUUGUGUAUACGCGUCCGUAUAUCUAUAGAUAAAUAGUAACGAAGUGACAUUACGUAGUUGUGUAUAACGUCGAUGGAAAAAAGAUUCGAAGACAAAGCCUCUUUCUCGUAGUGCUAUCUAAGCUCUAAUAUAUUAUACACAAACCUAUACAAUAUAUGUUAGACGAAUUCUUAUAUAUAUAUAUAUAUAUACUUUAUUACUCAAUAUUCUUUGAUCGAUUAUUGCUUUCGUCACGUUUAUAAUACACAAUAUAUGCAAUCCACGUGCGUGUGAGAGCUUGCUUGCAGAGAGGACGCAAAAGUAAAACGUUUGAAAAAAUGGUCAGUUAUAGGUGUUAUAGUAACGUUGUGUAUAAGCAUAAUAUAUAUAGGGAAAAUGAGGAAAAUUAAAGAAGAAUCUACGGAUGACCAAUUAAGCGGAAAUUUUUGUGCAUGACUCGUAUAAAAGUAGUAGUGGUAUUAUCUCUCACGAAGAAGAAAAAUCUCGAUAAAAAAGCAUUGUGAUCAACUCGAAUAUAUAAUAUUUAAAAGAGGGCUCAGUAUAUAUAGUAUAUACAUUCACACAGAAACACGUACGUAGCGAAUUUAUAUACCGACGCCGAGAUGCUACUCGCGCCCUGUACCGUUCGUAAAUAUAUAAUGUAAUUAGUAAUUGUAAUACACCUUUUUUCUUUUCUUUUUCUCGUCUUUUUAGAGAAAGAGAAAUCAAGGGAAAAAUUUUGUAAAAGCGCAUCGAGGCUCAAAAAGACGGAGAGAGAAGGCAAAAAAACGAUUGUUUUCGAUCCAGCAAAGCGUGAAUCUUUCACUCUUUUUCACUCUCUCUCUCUCUCUCUUUCGGACCCUCGCGCUAUCCAACGGAAAUCAGAUAGCGGAUCGGCAACAGCAGCACCUCUUUCCUCGCCCUCUAUUCUCUCGGCUUUGAAAAAACCGCGCGUAGUCCACUCGAAACAAAAGCAGAGUUACAUGUACAGAGCUCAUUGUGUGUCGUCGUAUACGCGUAUAUUUACACAAACAAAUUCGCCGAGCGUGCACUUCCGAGACACGGGAUUUUUAUUAUUUUCUGCGUUUCUAUACGUUUCUUUUUAUUUAUAUAUAUGUAUUGUAUGUAUACGUCUAUACCGGAAUGUUUUUCGUUUCUUGAUAUAUUGUGAAUGAAAUUUUUAUUUAAAGAGAGCGUACAUCAGCGUGUACGUGACAAACUCAAUAGAGCUGUAUAUCUCGACAAAGUUUAUGAAUGACUAAAAAGAAUGAAUACUUAUAUAAUAGCGAAUUGACAAAAAAGUGGAUACACUUGGAUCUUGAUUGUAAUAGCGAGCGAUUAUACGACGUUUAUGUUGUACAAAAAUGAAGAAAAAAAAAUAUAAGGUUCGCGAGAAAAGUGUGUGCGAAAAACGCGAUUGCGCCGUUAAAAUCCUUCUGGUUCAAGAAGCGAGAAUAAUAUACCUGUAAAUAAUGAUUUUAGCCGUCAAAACGAGAGGCUCGCAAAAUUGUAUCAAUUUGUUGUGUCGUAUAUAUAAAUGAUGAAUCGAUGCAGCGGGAUAUUAAGUCCGCGCCAAAAAAAUUAUAUAUAUACAUGUAUAGAUAAUUAAUUAUUAUACAUAACAAAUGAUGAUUAUGUAUAUACAUAGAUAACCUAAUUUAAAGAAACAAAAAAAAGAAGAAUGAAUUUAAUCAAUUUUGAAAAAAUUGAAAAGUCGUUUCUGCAAUUGUACAAAGAGUUAGAGCCCGUGGUCGUGCUUAGAGAAGAAGGAUAUGACAAACAAACUAAACAAAAAUAUCUAAUACAAGCGAGACUAAUUAAGGCGAUUCAAAUUAGUUAUUAGUAACAGAAAAAAUCCGUUUGUAAAAGUGUAUGUGCGGCUCGACACGACCCUUUUUACCCUAGUAAGACCUGCGUACAUAAUAUUAUUAUCGUAUAAUAUAUAUAGGAUGAGACAAAAGCGCAAAGGCAAAAAAUAACAUUUAAACUAAACUUAGCUAAUGAAUAAAAUGUAGUAGUGAGUACACGCAAACACCUGUAGAUAAAUAAAUGGUUAAACGACAAAAAAAAA